AUGUCUGCUGAACCAUCAAGCUCAGCGCAGUCGGUGCACUCAAUCGCGUCGAAAGAUGUCAUAGCUCACAACAAGCACGUGGUCCACCCACCCGAGUUCACCUCAGUGGCAAUCAAGACCUACUUCAAAACCAGAAUUUCCUCGCUUUGGGUCGGAUGGGACGAGUUGAGGCAGAACGACUGGUACGAAGUCGUGAACCCUUUCCUGCCAUUAGUCGAAAUGAACAAGCACCAAUGGAAUUAUUUCCUUAUGGGAUUCGGCGCUUGGACCAUGGACGCCUUUGAUUUUUUCUGCACUACUUUGAACGUGCAGAAUUUAGCUACUAGCUUUGGCAGGACCACGUACGAUAUCACGUGGGCGAUCACUUUGGUGUUGAUGUUUAGGUCCGUUGGUGCUAUCAUCUUUGGCUUUUUUGGUGAUAGGUACGGGCGCAAGUGGCCUUACAUUGUCAAUGUAUCUUUGCUCGUUUUGAUCCAGCUUGGCACGGGGUUCGUCACGACUUAUGAACAGUUUUUAGGGGUGAGGUCCAUCUUUGGGGUGGCCAUGGGUGGUAUUUUCGGUAUAUGUUCAGCUGAAGCAUUGGCGGAUGCGCCACCUAGAGCUAGAGGUAUCUUGUCGGGUAUUUUCCAAGAAGGGUAUGCGUUUGGACACUUGUUGGCUGUUGUUUUCCAAAGAGCAUUCAUCACCACUGGUGACCGAGUUUGGAACAACAUGUUUUUCUUUUCAGCUGGUGUCUCGGUGAUUUUGGUCAUUUGGAGAUUGUGCCACCCGGAAACUGACACGUUCCAACGGCAAAAGGCAAGGUUUGACGCUGGUGCCGAGCAGAGAAACUCAAAGUUGGCCGAGUUCAGGAGCCAGGCUAAAAAGGCCAUGAAGACGUAUUGGUUAACGAUCAUUUACAUGGUUUUGAUGAUGGCUGGUUUCAACUUUUCGGCUCACGGCUCCCAGGACUUGUACCCACACUUGUUGGAAAGUCAAUACACGUACACUGCAAACCAGACAACCAUCAUCAACGUUUGCGCCAUGUUGGGUGCCAUUACAGGAGGAACAAUCAUCGGCCACGUUUCCACUUAUAUUGGCAGAAGAACGGCCAUAUUGACGGGUAAUGUCAUUGCGUGUGCCAUGAUCUACCCCUGGGCAUUCAAACCCAUGUGGGUUACUGCCUUUUUCAUGCAAUUUGGCAUUCAAGGCUCGUGGGCCGUUGUGCCAAUCCACUUGUCGGAGUUGUCGCCACCUCAAUAUAAGGCUUUUGUGGCUGGUGUAUCGUACCAGUUGGGUAAUUUGAUCAGUUCCGCUAGUGCCACGAUUGAAGCCAAACUCGAUGAAAGCAUCAAUGACUUGGCAAAGACCAUGGCCAUUUUUGUUGCUGCAAUCUUGAUCUACAUGAUAAUUGUGAUUAUUCUUGGCCCUGAGAAUAGAGGUUCGGACUUGGGUGUUGAGCGGGAUGACGAAUACGACAUUUAUGAGCACAAGGACGAAUCUCGUGCAGAUGAAGAGUCUCAACAAGCCGCUAGAAAAUCGGUUGAGUCUGACGGAGUUGAGUCUGCUGGUGAAGAGAAAAAAGUCAAGGUCACCGUGGAAGAAGUGGCUGCUGAAGAUGAAGAAAGUGUUAAAGGUGAACAAAGAGUUUAG
Molecule: messenger RNA, 1632 nt
Organism: Lodderomyces beijingensis
Lineage: Eukaryota; Fungi; Ascomycota; Pichiomycetes; Serinales; Debaryomycetaceae
Source: the annotation of a GenBank genome assembly